This is a messenger RNA of Sphaerodactylus townsendi, 2444 nucleotides long. Its product is annotated as E3 ubiquitin-protein ligase TRIM7-like. Gene Ontology annotation, molecular function: protein binding; zinc ion binding. The transcript has 8 exons. The record is from RefSeq and is a predicted model, not a curated record. NCBI's taxonomy places the organism in Eukaryota, Metazoa, Chordata, Lepidosauria, Squamata, Sphaerodactylidae. Bases 197 to 1894 code for a protein of 565 amino acids.
UUCCGCAGGGGGCGGGCGGGGGGUUGCAAAUGCCGGAAGGAAGGAGACGCCCCCUCCCAGGGUUUGCCUGGUGGUUUCUCUUUCCUCUUGCAGCUGAGCUCAGCUCCGCCUCUGAGCGGGAAGAGAAACGCCUGGAGAGGCGGCCAAACCAGAACUGACUCUCUUGCUCCGUCUUUCCUUCCCAGAGGCAGCAGCCAUGGCGGAGGGUGCCCAGAAGGAGCUCCGCGAGGAAGCCUCUUGCUCCGUCUGCCUGGACUUCUUCAGGGAUCCCGUCAUGAUCCCCGAGUGCAGCCACACUUUCUGCCGGGCCUGCCUGACCCGCAGCUGGGGGGACUUGCAGGGGGCAGAGGUUUUGUGCCCUCUUUGCAGAGGACCCGCGCAGGAGGGGACCCUCCGGCCCAACCAGCAGCUGGCCAACUUGGUGGAAAUAGCCAAAAAAUUCACUCUGCAGGAGGCGGGUGUGGAGGGGGGAGUCUGCGAGAAGCACCAGGAGCCCCUGAAGUUUCUCUGCCAGGAGAACAAGGCCCCCCUCUGCCUGGUCUGCGGCAGAUCCCAGGAGCACAGAGAUCACCAGGAGAUCCCUCUGGAGGAGGCGUCCCAAGAAAAGAAGGCAGUCUUGGCUGGUAGAAAAGGGAGAGUUUGCCAGAAGCACCAGGAGCCGCUGAAGCUCUUCUGCAAGGAAGACGAAGCCCUCAUCUGUCUGGUCUGUGUCCAAUCCAAGGAGCACAGAAAUCACGAGACCCUUCCUCUUGAUGAGGCCUCCCAAGAGUACAAGGAUAAGUUCUGCAGUAGUCUGGAGGGUCUGAAGGAGGAGAGAGAAAGAAUCGUGGGAUGUAAAGCAGACAUAGAGAAGGAAAGCCAAGACCGGCUCAAACAAGUGACAGGAGAGAAGCAGGAGACGGUCACUAAGUUCAAAGAACUGCACACUUUUCUGGAGGAACAAGAGAACCGUUUGGUGGCCCAGAUGGAAGAGGUGGAGAAGGAGGUGGCAAGGAAAAGGGACCAGCAGCUGACUGAACUCUCUGAGGCCCUCUCCUCUCUGGACAGCCUCAUACAGGAGAUGGAGGAGAAGUGUCAGCAGCCAGACAGUGAACUCCUGCAGGAUGCCGGAAGCAUCUUGCAGAGCAUCUGUAAAAAAGGCAUUAAGAACUCUAACCGAUCAGAUUAUGGAGGGGUAAAAGACAAUGGGAACAGCGGGGGUUUACAGGCAAAGGUUGCACCACCGUGGUCAGUGAAGGCAUGUACUUGCAGGAGCCAGAGAGUCUGCAAGUCAGCAGUUUUUGCCUGGGUACACAUUAGCCUGGAGGAGAAGUGGCCAGAGGGAAAAAUCUGCCAGCUAAAAAUCUUUCUCUUGUUUCCUCAUUUCCCCCCAACAGCAAAUGUGACUCUGGAUGCAGACACAGCCCAUCCCAAACUCAUCCUGUCUGAGGAUCGGAAAAGCCUGAGGGCUGGAGAAAAAGCUCAAACUCUGCCCAACAAUCCUGAGAGAUUUGGCCGUUAUUGUGCUGUGUUGGGCUGCGAGGGGUUCACAGGAGGCCGCCAUUUCUGGGAUGUCCUUGUGGGAAGUGAGGGAGGAUGGGCUGUGGGGGUGGCCAGAAAGUCUGUGAGGAGGAAGGGAGAGUUUACCUUUAGUCCUGAUGAAGGGAUCUGGGUUGUGGGGAAGUGGAAAGGGCACUGUAGGGCUUCCAUAGAAGAUGAUUAUGCUCCCCUAACCCUGCCUGGGGAGCCCAAGAGGAUCCGAGUCUGUCUGAACUAUGAUGGGGGUCGGGUGGCCUUUUUCGACGCUGACCGAGGAGCCCUCAUCUACGAGUACUCUGGCGCCUCCUUCUCUGGAGAGACCCUCCUGCCCUACUUUGAGGUUGAUCAAAAAGGCCACCUCAAACUCUCUUCUUAAGACCUUCUCUUUACACCGAGAGCAUCAAUAAGAAAAUAUUGUUUCUCAGAAGCACACACACACACCCCCUCCCCCUUAGUCCUGUAAAGGCCUUUCCAGGCACCCAGCCACCAAAACUGACUGGAGUAAAAUGGAGAUAUCCUGCCCCGUCCCCGUCCCCCAUUCCCUUUUUCUUUGUACCUUAAUCUGAAAAUAAAAGUAACAUAUUUCACUUUAUAAAGAAUAACAGGCUGGUUGUCAAGCAGAGCUCUGAAUAGACUCCCCCUCAGCCUCCUCCAGCCCCCAUUCCUCUCGGGCACGAGAGGAACAACUGAAAAGAUCCCUCAGAGGAAAAUGAGGCCCUGCAAGUUUAAGUUGAUAUUCUGGAUUUUCUGUUGUUUUUAAUUUAUGGGGCACCACCUGUCAGGAUUUGCUCUGUUCAGCAUGGCCUUUCUGAAGGGCUCUGAAGAUCCUUUCCCUGUUAAGGUUGCUACAGUCAACACAGUUGUGUUUCAGACACCAGUUGCUGAAAAGAUGUUAUGGUUAUAAUAAAGUUGCGUUACCUUGAAAA